UUUUGGCUUAUCUGUGCUUCAAUUCCGGCAUGAACGUCAACUCUAAAUUUGUACGAAAUAAAAUUUGCUGACUAAAAUCCUAUAGCGCAUUAAACGACCUAAUAUUAUUGUUUUAAUAUUAUUUAUCUUAAGUAGUUUUGUGUUAAUUCAUCAUGCCACGUGGUAAAUACACCAAUCAUAAGGGCCGGAACCGCAAGUUCACCAGCCCCGAGGAGUUGGAAGAACAACGAAAGCAGGAGGAGUUGAAACAAAAAUGGAGAAAGGAGCACGGUGGAGAUGACGAGAGCUCCAGCGAGGAAGAAUCGGCAGAUAACAAAUCUGGCUCGGGCAGCAGUGACGAAAGUGACUCAGAUGAAGAUCACCCAACAAAAGCAAAGGGAGUGUCUGGUUUAAUUGAAGUAGAAAAUCCCAACCGAGUGGUAAAGAAGAACAAGAAAUUGGCCAGCUUGAACACCUCACUAGGAGAAGGAGAGAAACCUCAGUUGUCUAGACGCGAGCGCGAGGAGAUCGAGCGCGCGCGCGCGGCGGCCGCGUACCAGCGCGCGCACGCCGAGGGCAAGACCGAGCAGGCGCGCGCCGACCUGGCGCGCCUCGCCAUCAUCCGCCAGCAGCGCGAGGAGGCCGCCAAGAAGCGCGAGGCCGACAAGAAGGCGAAGGACGAGGGGCCCAAGAAGAGGUAGACAAGCAAACUCCAAGUAGGUCGCAUAACUAACAUCUUUUGCAAUUACAUAUUAUGCUCGUAAUAUCAAACUCGGUACCUUUCAAUCUAAGUUUCCUGCAGUCCUAUGAUUGCAUGAAUUGUGUUAUGAAGACAACAUAAGGCAUUAUU
Molecule: messenger RNA, 829 nt
Organism: Cydia amplana
Lineage: Eukaryota; Metazoa; Arthropoda; Insecta; Lepidoptera; Tortricidae
Product: 28 kDa heat- and acid-stable phosphoprotein-like
Exons: 6
Coding region: 153-680 (175 amino acids)
Cellular component (GO): cytosol
Molecular function (GO): RNA binding
Source: RefSeq, a predicted model, not a curated record